AUGGAUCAACGUGUCGCACAUCCUGACGGUCGGCUGCACUGGGACCAGAAGGAGCUGGAAAGCAGGCGAGAGUAUGGCUCUCAAGGCGCCAUCGAAGCGGGUGAUAUCAGCGGGCGGAAUGUGCUUUCUCACUGGGGAUGCACCGGCGAUCUUUGGACAACCACUCUUCAAUUGCCUCAAUCGGAAAUGCAGAAUGGCAUUCUGUCGGGCUUGAUGAUGGGGAGACGAAAGGAACUUCCAUCCAAUACACGCAAGGACAGGACCUGUAUAGGGUCUGGCGAUGCCAUUGGAAGUUCCUGGAGUUAUCUAUGGCAAAAAGCAGAGCCCAAGGAUCAAAAAUGUCCACAAAUGAAGAUUUAUAUUUCCCAGCGUGUUUCUUCUACCAGGUUCGAAUAUACGUGGUUGACAGGAUGGCCCCGACACACCAUCCGUGCCAACCUUCUCGUCUGGAGUAACCGUCUGACGCUUGUCGCUGCAUGCUUCACUGAAUAA
This is a messenger RNA of Fonsecaea pedrosoi CBS 271.37, 492 nucleotides long. RefSeq lists its product as uncharacterized. NCBI's taxonomy places the organism in Eukaryota, Fungi, Ascomycota, Eurotiomycetes, Chaetothyriales, Herpotrichiellaceae. The record is from RefSeq and is a predicted model, not a curated record. The transcript has a single exon. The coding region runs from base 1 to 492 and encodes 163 amino acids.